Messenger RNA from Triplophysa rosa, 2405 nucleotides. It is a transcript of the gene recql, whose product is annotated as RecQ helicase-like. Gene Ontology annotation, biological process: DNA replication; double-strand break repair via homologous recombination. Gene Ontology annotation, molecular function: ATP binding; nucleic acid binding; four-way junction helicase activity. The transcript is spliced from 16 exons. The record is from RefSeq and is a predicted model, not a curated record. The coding region runs from base 336 to 2267 and encodes 643 amino acids. Gene Ontology annotation, cellular component: chromosome; cytoplasm. Lineage: Eukaryota; Metazoa; Chordata; Actinopteri; Cypriniformes; Nemacheilidae.
UUGACAAAUCAAAUUCACUUCCUGGUUAUUGAGGGCGCAAAUACUUACCUAACAAAUGACAUAUCUAAAACUUGCGAUUUAACCAGCGUCAAACCAAGAGUAAAUGCUCCAUAAAUUGCACAAAUUGCUGCAUUUUUUUCAUGGUUAAAAAUAGUUUAUGUUGCAACUACAGCGGACUGUUUCACAGAUCCUUGAAUAUCUAGGCCUGUGAUUGGUUAGUUUCACAGUUAAUGGUCGCGUGGGGCAACUAGGAUUUCAUGUAGUGCAAACAAGAGAAAAAGGCAGCCAACAUAUGAUCAUUCACAACCGUCACCUUGAAAGUGUAACUGGAUACAAUGGCAAACGAUACUGGUGAUGCUCAGACUGAACUCGACUCUGUGGAGGCGGAGUUAGAGAUGGUGGAACUGCAGAUCUCCGAGCUGCUGGAGAAACAGUCAAAGCUGAACUCCAGGAAAAACAAGCUCCUAAAGAUCGUAGAGGGAGCGUGCAGCUCGGCCCAGCCCUCAGGAUCCAGCAAAGCUCCCAAGCCUUCCUUCAGCAAGCAGGACCUACAGCACUAUGAAGAGUCAGAUUUCUCGUGGUCUAAAGAGGUUCAGGGGGAGCUGUUGAGUGUCUUCAAACUCUCAAAAUUUCGGCCACUGCAACGGGCAGCUAUUAAUCUAAGUAUGUCAGGAAAGGACCUGUUCCUGGUCAUGCCCACUGGACGAGGAAAAAGUCUGUGUUACCAGCUGCCUGCCCUCUGCUCAAAAGGUUUUACAUUAGUUAUAGCCCCACUGGUGUCUCUGAUGGAAGAUCAGCUGAUGUAUCUGAAGUCCAUUGAUGUUGCCGCAGUAACUCUGAAUGCCUCCAGUACAAAGGAGGACUCCAAGCGGAUCUUGGCAGGCAUGAUAGAUAAAAACAGCCCCUUCAAGUUGCUGUACGUUACCCCGGAGAAAAUUGCCAAAAGCAAGCUGCUGAUGUCCAAACUGGAGAAAGCUUACAACAUGGGUCUUCUGUCACGCAUCGCUGUGGAUGAAGUUCACUGUUGCAGCCAGUGGGGUCAUGACUUCAGACCAGAUUAUAAGCUCCUGGGGAUUCUAAAGCGCCAGUUUCCCAAAGUUCCAUUGGUCGGACUUACUGCCACCGCAACCAGCAGUGUUCUUAAAGAUUGUCAGAAGAUUCUGUGUGUUCAGAAUCCGAUCACUCUGACAGCACCGUUCAACAGACCAAACCUUUAUUAUGAGGUUCGGUUUAAGGAUAAUGAAAACUGUACUGAUGAGAUCGCAGCAUUGAUCAAGGGAAAAUACAAAAACCAGUCAGGUAUUGUGUACGUGUUUUCCCAGAAGGAUGCAGAAAAUGUUGCUGUUGACCUACAAAAGCGGGAUAUUCACGCCCAGCCAUACCAUGCCAACAUGCAACCCUCUGACAAGACUCUUGUUCAUAGACAUUGGGCCUCCAAGAAGAUUCAGGUGGUCGUUGCCACUGUGGCGUUCGGCAUGGGCAUCGACAAAGCUGAUGUGCGGUUUGUUAUCCAUCACACCAUCAGCAAGUCCAUUGAAAAUUAUUAUCAGGAGAGCGGACGUGCAGGAAGGGAUGAUAGCCCAGCAGACUGCAUUGUGUUUUUUGGAUUCAUGGACAUCUUUAGAAUAAGCACAAUGGUUGUGAUGGAGAACACUGGGCAGCAAAAGCUACAGAAUAUGGUGGCGUAUUGUCAAAAUGUGGACAGGUGCAGGCGUUCUUUAAUGGCCAUUCAUUUCGAUGAAAUUUGGAAUGAUGAUGAGUGCGACCAAAUGUGUGAUGUCUGUCGGCACGGCAAUGACUAUGUGACAAUGGACAUCACCAAGCACGCGCAAGAUGUGGUUAGUAUCGUAGAGCAUGCCAGCAGCAUGGAUGAAAAGUUGACCCCUCUAAAGGUCUGCGAGGCUUGGAUGGGAAAAGGACCUGCCAAGCACCGCAAAAUGAUAACGAUCACGUCUCUGUCACGCUUGGAGGUGGAAUCCAUCAUCAUCCACCUCUUGUUACAUGGCUACUUCAGUGAGGACUUUAGCUUCACACCCUACACAACCCACUUUUACCUGAAGCUGGGCCGUAAAGCAGCUCUCCUGAAGAACAGCAGUCACUCCAUCACUAUGAAGAUGAGGAGGAGAUUGCCAUCAUUUAGCACAGUAAAGAAAGUGUCAGAAUAUGCUGGGGAGAAAACUAGUGCCAAAGUAGAAGGAAAAAGACCAGCUGAAAGUGACCGUCACAAAUCUGUGGCCAAGAAAGUCAAGAAAGACACUCGUCCGUAGCCCAGAAGGAGCAGAAUUCAAACGAUGUUCAAUCAGGUGAGAUGCAAGAAGCUGAGACAGCCAUGAUUGACAUCGACAACACUGCCAAUCAGAUACCUAACAAAAGUAAAAUCUAUAAGAAUCACAAGAACAUGGAGA